This is a messenger RNA of Oxyura jamaicensis (ruddy duck), 4325 nucleotides long. RefSeq names its product leucine rich repeat containing G protein-coupled receptor 6 (gene LGR6). The coding region runs from base 147 to 3014 and encodes 955 amino acids. The record is from RefSeq and is a predicted model, not a curated record. Gene Ontology annotation, cellular component: membrane. The transcript is spliced from 18 exons. Gene Ontology annotation, biological process: G protein-coupled receptor signaling pathway. Lineage: Eukaryota; Metazoa; Chordata; Aves; Anseriformes; Anatidae. Gene Ontology annotation, molecular function: protein binding; protein-hormone receptor activity; G protein-coupled receptor activity.
UGCAUCCUUACUCCUCUCCGAACCGCGGGAGGCACGGUGCCCGCUGCCAGUGAGGGACCUGGGAGCUCCCCUGGGUGCAGCCCAGCCCGGGGACGGGGCGAGCCCGCGGCUCCUCGCACGCUCCCCACCGCUGCAGCCCGGCGAGGAUGGAGCAGCUCUUCUGGGGCGUCCUCCUGGCCUCCUCUGCCCGCUUCCAAGCGGUGGCCGCGGAGCCAGGUGCGGCGCCCUCGUGCCCAGCCCAGUGCCACUGCGAGGAGGAUGGGGUCAUGCUCUCGGUGGAUUGCUCCGAGCUGGGGCUGCCGGAGGUGCCCGCCAGCCUCAGCCCCCUCACGGCGUACCUGGACCUGAGCAUGAACAACAUCAGCCAGUUGCAGCCCAGCACCUUCCGACACCUGCGCUUCCUGGAGGAGCUACGCCUGUCUGGAAACCAGAUCUCCAGUAUCCCAGGGGAAGCUUUCUCUGGCCUCUACAGCCUGAAGAUUCUGAUGUUGCAGAACAAUCAGCUGAGUCGCAUCCCUGCAGAGGCACUGAGAGAUCUUCCAAACCUCCAAUCUCUACGCCUGGAUGCAAACCUUAUCUCUGUGGUGCCCGAGAAGAGCUUUGAGGGGCUGCUCUCCUUGCGUCACCUGUGGCUGGACGAUAAUGCCCUGACGGAGAUCCCUGUCCGAGCUCUGAACCACCUGCCAGCACUGCAGGCCAUGACCCUGGCUCUCAACCAGAUCUGGCACAUUCCCGAUUAUGCCUUCCAGAACCUCAGCAGCCUCGUGGUGCUGCACCUGCACAACAACCGGAUCCAACGCCUGGGAGCCAACGGCUUCGACGGGCUGCACAACUUGGAAACCCUGGAUCUAAACUACAACGAGCUGUUGGAAUUCCCUGGGGCUAUUAGGACGCUGGGCCGACUGCAGGAGCUUGGUUUUCAUAACAACAACAUCAAAGCUAUUCCAGAGAAUGCAUUUGUUGGGAAUCCCCUCCUCCAAACAAUCCAUUUCUAUGACAAUCCCAUCCAGUUUGUUGGACAGUCUGCUUUCCAGUACUUGCCAAAGCUACACACUCUGUCGCUCAAUGGUGCAACGGACAUCAAAGAAUUCCCAGACCUUAAAGGCACCACCAGCCUAGAAGUUUUGACCUUGACCCGGGCAGGUAUCCAUUUACUCCCAAGAGGGAUGUGCCAGCAGCUGCCCAGCCUCCGAGUCCUGGAGCUGUCGCACAACAAAAUCGAAGAUCUGCCCAGUUUCCACCGGUGUCAGCGGCUGGAGGAGCUUGGCCUCCAGCACAACAGGAUCCAUGAAAUCAGAGCAGACACCUUUGUGCAGCUGAUGGCCCUGCGCUCCAUAGACCUGAGCUGGAAUUACAUCCAGUUUAUUCACCCUGAAGCCUUUGUGACGCUGCACUCGCUCACCAAGCUGGACUUGACUGACAACCAGCUGGUCACACUGCCCCUGGAUGGUUUGGGUGGACUGACCCAUCUGAAGCUCCAAGGCAACCCGGCGCUCUCUGAGCCCUUCACCAAGGAGAGUUUCCCCAAAAUGAGAGUCCUCGAGGUACCUUACGCCUACCAGUGCUGUGCCUAUGGAAGUUGCAGUGGCUUCUUCAAGGUGUCCAACCAAUGGGAGGCAGAAGACAUGAGCCCUGAGGAGGAAGAUCCCCACAAGAGGACCAUGGAAUUCUUUCCAGGUCAUGCUGAUAACCACUAUGACCUAGAUGUGGAUGACCUCCAGCUGGACCUUGAGGAGUCAAAGCUGCACCCCACUAUUCAGUGCACACCCAGCCCCGGUCCCUUCAAGCCUUGUGAUCACCUGUUCGAGAGUUGGAUCAUCCGCCUGGGAGUCUGGGUCAUCGUUCUGGUCUCAGUGCUCUGUAACGGGCUGGUCAUUCUGGCUGUCUUUGCCUCUCCCAGCUACCUCUCUCCGGUUAAGUUCGUCAUCGGCUCCAUAGCUGGAGCCAACAUGCUGACCGGCAUUUACUGCAGUAUGCUAGCCCUCGUUGACGCCCUCACCUACGGCCAGUUCGCAAAGUUCGGCGCCAGGUGGGAGACUGGCACGGGCUGCAGGGUGACAGGGUUCCUGUCAGUGUUUGCCUCCGAGGCUGCCAUCUUUCUGCUGACGUUGGCUGCGGUGCAGUGCAGCAUUUCAGUCUCCUGUGUGCGGGGCUACAGGAAGGCACCCUCCCUAGGAAAGGUCAAGGCCGCAGCCCUUUGCUGCCUGUUGCUGUCCUCUGUGGCUGCAGUUCUGCCUCUUUUCUCCAUUGGGGAAUAUGGAGCAUCCCCUCUGUGCCUCCCAUAUCCCAUCCCAGACGGGAAACCCACCACCCUGGGCUUCACUGUGGCCUUAGUGAUGACAAACAUGCUCUGUUUCCUGACUAUUACGGGCACCUACAUCCGACUCUACUGCAACCUGUUGAAGGGGGAGUUCAGUGCUGUCUGGGACUGCGCCAUGGUCAAACAUGUGGCCUGGCUGAUCUUCACCAACUGCCUCCUCUACUGCCCAGUGGCCUUCCUCACCUUCUCUUCCACACUCAACCUCUUCCUCAUCACCCCAGAGGUCAUCAAAUCCGUCCUCCUUGUGGUCCUGCCCCUGCCCGCCUGCCUGAACCCCUUGCUCUACCUGCUCUUCAACCCCCACUUCAGAGAUGAUCUCCGCCUGCUGAGGCAGAAGAGCCAAGACAAGAGGAGCUACCCCCAGUCCUGCGGGGUCGAUGACAUGGAGAAAAGUUCCUAUGACUCCACCCAGGCUCUGGUGAGCUUCUCUGACAUCGACCACAUAUUUGAGACACCCGAUUCCCUGGGAGUGCACCCCAUCCUCGACAGCUACAGCUUCCCCUCCAUGACGCUUGUCCCCUGCCAGCAAAGGGUGGGCACCAGGGGGAAGGAGAGGGGCUACUCCGAGCAUUGCCCCUGCCUCAAUGACAGUGAGGUGCUGAUCGCUUCAGAGAGCCGAGAGCCAGCCGGCAGCAGCCUCCGGAUAGCCUUCUUCCCCUCCCCUCCCACGCCGCCCUACACAUCUCACUUAUAAACCUCGGAGUAGCCGUGCCCAACAGCCCCACACCACACACUGAGGGCCAGCCCCAGGGCUGGGUGGCCAGCAAGGUGACAGCAGGCUGCUCCGUGUAAAGCACCAGUACAACCCAUCUACCCUCACCCCCCAUCAUUUACGCCUUGGCAACAGGCAUAGCACUGCCAGCUGCCACUCGCCUGGAAGGGCUCCGACUGAGCUCCAGACACUCAGGGCUGGCCAAGGGAGGAGGCAAACCCCCUGCGCGCGUGUUUCCCCUGCUAGGGACUGUGUGGGAGAGAGCCCCACCAGCUCAGGAAAUGGCUCAGGGAGACCCUCCUCCUCGUCAUCCUGAAGCACCACGAGCCGCGAGGAGCCUGCAGCAAAACCGAGCGUGUCUUCUCAAGGCAAAGACAUCUCAGCAAACAAAAGCCAUUGCUCUGUGGCAGAAGUAUGUGGAAGUGGCCGUCUGUAAUGAUACGGCCACCCAUAGGGACCUCAGGCCUUGUCCUCCAGGGUCUUCUGCAGGCCCCGCAGGCCCCUGGCAAUGGGCUUGUGUCUCCCUCACACCAUCAGCUGGAAAAGCAAAGGAAAUGGGUUACAAGCAGUGCACUCAUUUGUGCGCCUGAGGUUUGGGCGGCUUCCAUGUUGGGAGGCUCUCUCUCACUCACCGAGAGCCUCGCCGUUAGGCAGGACCCACACUUUGAGUCACUCCCAGGAGCUGGGGACGCUCAGCCCUUCUUUCAGUCUGGCCCCCGGUGUCUAACAACGGGUCUCAGAACCCCAAAGCAGCCAAAUCCAAACACCUCCCCAGAGAAAGCUACGUGUUUUGCCUGAGGUCACCUGGCCAGGGUGCCCAGGGGGACACAGGGCUCCCUCCAUCUCCAUCACACCCUCCACCUUCACACACCCAGAGCACUCCUGGCUCCUGGUGAGGUGCAGGGGGAAUGGGGCCCAGCUCAUUCACUGCCCCCAAAACGUCACUCCUGGAAGGGGCUGACGGCUCCCGGGUACGUGUCCCCCACACAGAACAGCCAGUCCCCUAUUUUGAGGACAGCUCACGUAGAAGGAGGGAACAGAAAUCAGACUUGUGGGAUGAUGGUGUCAGGAGGACACAGGCCACUGCGAACAGUCUUGAAUUCGCUCCCUGCAGCUCAGGGAUCUCCCAAAUCCAUCCUCUCCAUCACAAUCCCUCCCACCGCUGCCCAGCGCAGCAGGGAGCCCCACGGUCAGAGCUCAGGCCCUGGGCAAAGCUUUGGUUCUGCUGACAUUACUGCAGCUGUAUAAGUCAUUCAUUCCUGUGAGAUAAUAAAUGAGCCCCGUUGCUGACCA